UAAUUUUAAAGUCACUGCUGACUCAAUUCACAGACGAUCUAGUGACGAUUAGGUAUGUAAAACAGCCUACAACCUGUGGAUAAAUACCCUGGAACAGAUGAGUAUUGCUUGUUGGUGAUUAGUUCAACUGAUGUAAGGUAAAAGGAAGAAGACGGUUAAAGAUGGGUUGUGGCUCCAGUAAAUCGCCAGAUGAACCAUUACUAGAAGAGUUUCCUGUAUACGACACCGAAGACGGAUAUCCUCCACCAAGACCGCCCGCCAACCGGAAGGAGGAAUGUUUCGAUUCAAGAAAGUACACGGACAUCGACUCCAACGCUAUAAAGGCUGUGGCUUCUCCACAAUCCACGUAUGAUAGCUUAUUAGGGGAGAUAACUCGUGGAUGUACUACAGAUUUACAGAAACUACGAGCAGUAUACAUGUGGUUGGCAGUCCAGAAGAUAGAAAGUGAGAGUUAUCCUAAGAUCUAUGAUAAUUCCACCCCCAGAGGUUACAUGAAAAACAUUAAACACAAGAAUGGUACAUACACAGAUUUCUUUACUCUACUCUGCAGAGCUGCCAGACUACCGUGUGUUAUUGUGAGGGGAAAAGGGAAAUCUCUGGAUUAUGAAGUUGGCGACCAGGAUUUUACCAACCUCAACAGCCGAUGGACAGCGGUAUACGUAGAUGGGUCGUGGAGGCUUGUUCAUCCAUUGUGGUCAUUCCGUGCUGUGGCUGGAUUCAGUAAGGGCAACUGGAUUCUGAUCGAGGAUGAGGGACAAGCCGUCAACAGAAAAGAAUCAGAAUCGUCCGGACAUGACGUCACGGGAUUAAACGAAUUUUAUUUCCUCACUGAUCCCGAUGAAUUUAUCUAUAUAUGUCGUCCUGAUAAAGAUCCAUGGCAGUUGUUAGCUCAACCUUGGUCGAUGGACAAAUAUAUAAAUAUUCCUUACUGCCACCCGCUCUUCUUUCAAUUCGGUUUAAAACAUGAUGAAGAUCUCAAAUGCAUUCUCAAAUCACAGAAAGGAAAAUGUUGGAUUGAUAUCAUGCAUUCGGAGAACGUCGAUCCAACAUUUAAAUACGAACUGUUCUAUAACGAAAAUGAAUCUCGUCGUCAAGCUCCCACUGAUAAACGACUGGAUAAAUUUGUCGCUUACAACAACGAAGUGGAUUCGAAGGGCGUUGUUAUUCGAUUUCCAAUUGAAGGCGUUUUUAAAAUAGUAUUUAAGGGACUCUGCGAGUUUAAACUAGAAUGUGAUGAAAUCGGUGAAACUGUCGACGAAUUUCCAAAUAAUCCCGAAUUUGGCUAUGGACAGGGAACAACUGCCAAGAAGAAGGGAAUAAACUCCGCAAAUCCGACAAAUGGUUUUAUUUCAUGUGAACGAUCUGAGAGAAAAACCUUUAGUUUAAAUGUUGAUGACCCGGCAAAGGUUACAACUACCUUAAAGAGCGGAGAUAACAAAAUAGAUUUCUCUGAUCACGUGACACAAGAUAUUUCCGGAAAUAGAGUGAAUAUUGACGUCAUGAUGCCGGAUAACCCGGAUGUUACAGAUUGUGUGUUACAGAUUUUAGUUGCCAGUAAACCCGCCCUCAAUUACCUUUUAAGUACUGACAAAAUAGUCAAUGAAAGCAACGAGAAGGAAGAUCCAGUAAGAGACUCGUUGAUCAAGGCUACUAGAGGAACGGAUAUAGAUAAUCUGCAACGAGCAAUAAAUCAGUUUGAAAGUGAAGGACUGGAAGAUAAAGGCGAUCUGACCAGAGCCAAUGCCAGACUGCAAGAACUUAUAGAAGACCAGAAUGCAUCCAGAACAGAUGAGGCAUUAGAUAGAAGAAUAAGAGACAGACUGAAAUUAGCUACUGAAGAAAGUGAUAUAGAUGAAUUAGAGGAAGCCAUUAAUGAAUUUAUAGCCAAUAGAUUAGAAGAUAGAGGUGAUUUAACAGAUGCUAAACAAAGAUUAUUGGAUCUUUACACCAGUGCUCUUCAAAUAUCAACAGCCGAGAGAAAGCUUAGUACAUUAGAAAACAUUGUGGAACAGGCUAAAAACUCCAGGGUUUGUGGCUCCCUGGAACACUCUCAAGUCAUGUUGGAUGCAGAAAGAACCUUAAGACAGCUUAGACGAUUGCAGAAAUACCUUUCAGGGAUUUUAGCAAUGAAACAAACGACAGUAUCUGAAAUCACCAGCUACAAACGACCUAAACAGUGUAUCCAUGACGUCAUGAAAGCUACAUAUCUAUUACUAGGCGAGAAAGAUAAAGCUUUAAAUAGAUGGGAACAUAUUCAGGGUUUAACCAGACGACUGGGUAAGGAGAGUUUAAUCAGAAGAAUAAAACAAUUUGAUGUAAUCAAUCUUCGAUUACCAGUAGCCAAUAAAUCAGAUGGAUUACUAGGUUUAUACGAUCAAAUGGUGGUACGUGAAAAUAGUGCUGGGGCUGGAACAUUUUAUAACUGGAGUCACAAUAUGAUACAAGAGGUCAAAGACGGCGAUUCCUAAAUAAUACAGCGCCAUGUUCAAAUUUAUUUAUCUGUUCAUACAAUGUUAAUAUAUAUCUGAUGGACUAUAUCACCGACUUUAUCUGUCUCAUAUAAUGUCUAUAUCUGUCUCAUAUAACAUCUAUAUCUGUCUCAUAUAACAUCUAUAUCUGUCUCACAUAACAUUCUUGUGGGAGUUCGAUUUUCGUGUGGUCUAACGCGUGCGCUUUAAAUUGUGGGCUUUGCUUCAAGUAGUGUGACCUCUAUCCCAAACUUGUACUAAAAAUGCGUAAGUUCGCCUAUCGUCGCUGUUUCAUAUGUUAGUCCCCAAAUGGCUUAAUUUCUAUCGAGUGUACGUUAAACACAAUUCUCUCCCUUGCUGGAAAUUCUUGGAUAAAUUAUCCUUGUUGAGUACAUAUCAUUAAUGUAAUUCACAUUUCAAAACUUGUUGUUAUUACUUGCAAAUCAUGUUCCUGAAGCAAUGACCCGACCAAUAUCAGUUUGGGAUUAGGACAAACGAAACACUGUGAAAGGGAUUCGAUUUAUGUAUAUUUCGAUUUGAACGAUUAUGAAAAACUAAAAACAAAAUGUGGAAUUAAUGAACUUAAUAUUACCAAUCUGAAAUUAGUGUUUUAAUUAUCUGUUAU
Messenger RNA from Patella vulgata (common limpet), 3093 nucleotides. Its product is annotated as hillarin. The transcript is spliced from 11 exons. NCBI's taxonomy places the organism in Eukaryota, Metazoa, Mollusca, Gastropoda, Patellidae. The record is from RefSeq and is a predicted model, not a curated record. Bases 162 to 2468 code for a protein of 768 amino acids.